Tuber aestivum (summer truffle) is the source of this 1098-nucleotide messenger RNA. Lineage: Eukaryota; Fungi; Ascomycota; Pezizomycetes; Pezizales; Tuberaceae. The record is from the annotation of a GenBank genome assembly.
AAAAACUCAGAUUGCCCUUGAAUACGUUUAUCAGCGCAUCAGCAUGAGCGAUUGUCAUGUUUUCUGGGUGCAGGGAAGUGGGCUAUUGAAGUUUAGCGAGGGCUUUAGGGAUAUUGCACAAGCUGUUCCGCUUCCUCUAAACAGCGCCGAGCCAGAUGAAGAGGAAUUCCUAAUGGGUACAAGGAGGUGGUUUGAAGGCGCAAACAGUGGUGACUGGAUUCUGGUUAUCGACAACGCCGACAACGACGCCGAUUUUACCGGAAACAGCAGCCCCGUCGCUAAGUAUAUCCCACAAGGUACCAAAGGGACCGUGAUAUUCACGACUAGAUCUAGACAGGUUGCAUCCCGGCAGGGUUGCAGAAUGAUUGAGGUUGGAAAAAUGGAGGAGGACGAUGCACAAGAGUUGUUUUCAAAACGCUUUACUGGCUGCAAUAGCUUUGAGGGUGAAGAGAGCAAGGCCGUCGCAAUGAUCCUGGAAUCGUUGCAUCACCUACCGCUAGCUAUCAUAGGUGCAGCAGCCUUCAUGACCGAGACUGGAACACCACCCUCCGCUUACUGGACUAUUCUCCAGGAUAGUGACGAACAAGCGAAGAGAUUACUUUCGCAGCGGUUUUGCGACAUUCAACGCGAGGCUGAUGUGACAGAAACGAUCCUCAGCACCUACUUUAUCACCUUUGACCGAAUUAACAAACAAAUGCCCGUAGCAGCGCACCUUCUGCGGCUAAUUGCAUUCCUCGAUCGUCAAAAAAUACCGGAGGUGCUGUUGUGCCAAAGCAGCUUGGAGGGGACGAAUGACCCAGUUAAGUUUCGUCAGGCCGUGGGAAAGCUUUUGGGAUUCUCGUUGGUCGCGAUGACUAACGUGGAGGGGGAAACAUUUUACGAGCUACACCGCUUGGUCCAACUAUCUUUACAAGUUUAUUUACCAGCUAAGGAGUUCAAAAAGGCGAGGGCCACUGCACUAAAGGUGGUUUCAAGACUCUUUCCUCAGGACCAGAGCGAGCGGCGAUAUGCUGGUCCUGUAUACGUUCCGCAUGCACUUGCUGUGACUAAAGAUUCCACGGAUCCCAUUGCCGAAGAGCUUAGUUUUCGCAUAGGACA